AUGAUACCUGAAUUUGAUAUGACAAAUUUAGGAUUACUUCAUUACUUUCUUGGAGUUCAAAUUAUUCAAAAUGAUCAUGGUAUAUUUAUUUCACAAGAAAAAUAUAUAUGUGACUUACUGAAAAAGUUUAAUAUGUUUCAUUAAAAGACUUGCUCUACUCUUAUGAAUAUAAAUGAUAAAUUAUGUCUUGAUGAUAGGACUACAAAAACAAAUGAACACUUCUAUAGAAGUAUUGUUGGUGGUUUGAUGUAUUUGACUCAUACUCAUCUAGAUAUAUUAUUUUCAAUUGGUAUGAUUUCAAGAUUUAUGCAUUCACGAUCUGUUCAUCAUCUUAGAGCAGCAAAAAAAAUACUUCAAUAUGUGUGUGACACUAUUAAUUAUGGAAUUCUAUAUCAACUUGUUACUGAAUUUAUUUUUUUUGGUUAUUCAAAUAGUGAUUGGGCAGGUUCUAUUGAUGAUAGAAAAGUACAAGUAGUUUUUAUUUCAGCUUUGGUUCAAGUGUAA
Molecule: messenger RNA, 504 nt
Organism: Spirodela intermedia
Lineage: Eukaryota; Viridiplantae; Streptophyta; Magnoliopsida; Alismatales; Araceae
Source: the annotation of a GenBank genome assembly